This is a messenger RNA of Raphanus sativus (radish), 1921 nucleotides long. Its product is annotated as anther-specific proline-rich protein APG. Gene Ontology annotation, molecular function: hydrolase activity, acting on ester bonds. NCBI's taxonomy places the organism in Eukaryota, Viridiplantae, Streptophyta, Magnoliopsida, Brassicales, Brassicaceae. Gene Ontology annotation, cellular component: extracellular region. The record is from RefSeq and is a predicted model, not a curated record.
AUGAAGCAAUCUUCUAUGGUCCAUUCUUUUUCUCUAUUUCGUUUUGUUGUCUUUCUCGUAUCCUUUUGUAUCUUCUUUGUGACAACGACCAAUGCCCAAAUAGUCCAUCGACGGCUCUGGCCGUGGCCAUCAAUACCUUGGCCAUCAAUGCCUUGGCCAUAUCCAUGGCCAAUGGAACCACCAGAUGCUGGCCCACCACCAGGCCCAUCACCAAAGCCUGGUCCACGACCAGACCCAUCUCCACACCCACCAAUACCACCUAAGCCGCAACCAAAUGCACCACCAGCGCCUGGUCCAGCAUGCCCACCAAUACCACCUAAGCCUCAACCAAAACCACCACCAGCCCCUGGUCCAUCUCCAUGCCCCCACCUAAGCCGCAACCAAAAGCCACCACCAGCGCCUGGUCCAUCGGCGUGUCCACCAAUACCACCUAAGCCUCAACCAAAACCACCACCAGCCCCUGGUCCAUCUCCAUGUCCACCAUAACCACCUAAGCCUCAACCAAAGCCACCACCACCCUGUCCACCGGCAUGUCCACCAAUACCACCUAAGCCUCAACCAAAACCACCUCAACCACCAAAACCGCACCCAAAGCCACCACCAGCACCUGCUCCAUCACCAAAGCCAGGCCCACCACCUAAACCACCUAGUCCAGCUCCGAAACCUGUGCCACCACCUACUCCAUCGCCAAAACCUAGCCCACCUACUCCAUCGCCAAAACCCAGACCACCUGCCCCAUUACCACCUAAGCGAGAAAACAAAACCAUACCGGCCCUGUUUUUCUUUGGGGAUUCGAUAUUCGACAGGAAUAAUAAUAAUUUAAAACAAAAGAUAAAAAGUAACUAUCGCCCCUAUGGAAUGGAUUUUCCUUCGAGAGUAGCCACCGGUAGAUUCAGCAACGGAAAGGUCGCUUCUGAUUUUAUAUCCAAAUAUAUGGGAGUAAAAGAAAUAGUACCCGCAUAUUUAGACCAGAAACUACAACAAAACAAACUACAACGUAGCGAUCUACUUACGGGCGUCUCUUUUGCUUCGGGUGGUGCUGGCUUCGAUCCUGAAACAUCUGAAUCAUUGGAUGUCAUACCAAUGUUGGACCAAUUGUCAUAUUUUCAAGACUACAUAAAGAGACUGAAGAAGCUAGUAGGAAAAAAAGAGGCUAAACGAAUAGUGUCCAACGGAGUAGCCAUUGUGGUCGCAGGAGGCACCGAUCUGAUUUACACAUAUUUUGGAAUUGGUGCUCAACACCUUAAAACUGACGUCGACUCUUUCACCACUUUCAUGGCUGACUCUGCUGCCAGUUUCGUUUUGCAACUGUAUGGAUUUGGAGCAAGACGUAUAGGAGUGAUAGGAACACCACCGCUUGGUUGUACACCAUCACAAAGGGUUAAAAACAAAAAAAUAUGUGAUGAAGAGAUAAAUUAUGCUGCUCAGCUUUUUAAUUCCAAGCUCGCUAUAAUUUUGGGCCAGUUGUCGGAAACCCUACGAAAUUCGACAAUGAUUUACAUGGACAUCUACUCUAUCUUCAGUAAAAUACUAGAAAGCCCUGCGCACUAUGGAUUUGAGGAGGUAAAGAAACCGUGCUGCAAAAUCGGAUUAACGGGAGGAGGUGUAUUCUGCAAAAAGAAGACAUCAAAAAUAUGUCCCAAUACAUCGUCUUAUUUGUUUUGGGAUGGUGCCCACCCUACUGAGAGAGCUUAUGAAACAUUAAAAAAAAACUUGUUAAAAAAUACCUCCGUUAUAUCUGAUUAAUAACUGUCUUUAUUACAUUAUUAAUCUAACCAAAAGGACAACUUUUGCAACGUAUUAAUAAUGUAGGCAUGAGCGGUUUCUGCGACUAAUAAUCCAAACACCAUUUGAGAAUUGAGAUAGUCAUGUAAGCCUUUUGUUUUUUAUCAAACGAUUUCCUCAGCGAGCCAGUCAUGUU